CUACAAAUAAUCUUACCUGUUAUUGCGGUCGGCAGACGGCACAAAAAACGUUUUCAAAUUACAGUCAGCACGCAGGUGUGCGUGCUUCAACGGCUCGCGUUUGAACAUCCAUCAAAAGUGAUUCCAUAGAAACGAGCCCAAGAAAUGGAUAACAUCACUGGUAGCAUAGUAUCCUCACCAAGCAAACUGUUACCAAGGGCAUGCCACGAACGUAUAUCUUCUGAGAAUGAGAAAGACAAAUGUCAAGAGAAGUCUUUAGUGGAAUCAAGUCAUUUAGAGUUUGACGAAGUGGAUGGCCUACGAGGAAAGGCAAAUUUCAACUGGCUUGAUGUCGUUUGUAUCGUUGUUUCGAUAUGCAGCUAUGUCGCUGACCUUAUCACUGAUGGAUUUAUGGCAGCCACAUAUUUUAAUAUGGGGCAUUAUUGGUAUUUUGGAUUUACAUUGGCGUUUGUGGCCAUCCCUGCCUUUACCAUGUCUGGCUUGAGUACCAAGUGGUACAUCAAAGAUCAGAACAACCAAAAUUUUCCUCCAGUUUCAAAGUGCAUUUGGGCAUUUAGGAUUUUUUGCCUAAUCUUUUUCCUUUCUCCAGUUGCUAGGUAUGUUGAUACCCUUCGCUAUGGACUGCAAAGCCGAAGAGCAAAGAAAAGGAAAGACUACAGAAAGAUGGGCCAGUGCUAUGCCAGAAUGGCUUAUGAAGAUGCUGAUGCUACAUUCCUACGACUGUUUGAAUGUUUCAUGGAAUCUGCACCACAGCUUGUGUUACAGUUGUACAUAAUAGCAAAAACCAAACUCGAUUUUGGAACUGAUCCUUUAGCAGUGACUUUCCAGGCUGCCUCUGUUGUCACCUCAGUUAUUAGCCUCGCAUGGGCAUUAACAACCUAUAACAGAUCGCUCCGUUUCGCUCAAGUAGAUAAGGAAAACAUUCAUUUACUUGGUACCUGCAUUCUCUUCUUUGCUCACCUUUUCGGGAUCAUUGCUCGCGUCAUCGCCCUUAGCUUCUUUGCCUCCGAAUAUGGAUGGUUCGUUUGGGCUGUUUGCCUUGGCCAUUGGAUCUUAAUGGCCAUUUGGCUAUGGUUACAACGAACGGCCGCGUGUUCAACCCGUACAGAAGAAUUUUUCUUUUGCCUUAUUUUGGCCAUUAUACAUGUUUUCACGUUCUUCAACGUUAAACCCGAUCGAACAAGAUUCCGCUAUGCCUUCUAUUAUAUCGUUUGUUUCUUUGAGAAUACCACCCUUAUGGUACUAUGGUGGCUAAAGGUGGCUGAUUACGGUCCAACCCGUCCGUGGUUUCAUUAUCCGGCGCUUGUCGGACAGUUUGGAUCUUUUGCUUUGAGUAUCGCACUGCUUGGCUUCUAUUAUAAGAGUCUCCAUCCCAACUUGUUACUGCCAAACGUUGGCAUCUGUAGUAAAAAUGGGACCACUUUGUGCUUAAGUGAUGUUCAACCUCCUAUUGUCAAUGGCGUUCCUUCUCCUCGUACUAGUCCCGCUCGAAUGGGCCGACUUGACAUUAUUCAACAGGAAGCCCAACCUGAAGUGUAGAAUCUCUGCUCUCUUCCUCAACGAGAUAUUCUUGUGAACCAAAAUGUAACACUUUCCUAUGGCUUGACAAACGAUAUGUAUAUAUUCAACUAUGUAAGUCAGGAAUUGAUCUUGAUCUGCACUUUGCCAUUCUUUCUGCUUAUUGUUUUGUGAUAAGUCAGCGCACUUUACGCACAAUUUCCUAUUCAAAAUACACAUUCUUUUU
Daphnia carinata is the source of this 1744-nucleotide messenger RNA. Its product is annotated as XK-related protein 4-like. The coding region runs from base 145 to 1539 and encodes 464 amino acids. Lineage: Eukaryota; Metazoa; Arthropoda; Branchiopoda; Diplostraca; Daphniidae. Gene Ontology annotation, cellular component: plasma membrane. The record is from RefSeq and is a predicted model, not a curated record. Gene Ontology annotation, biological process: engulfment of apoptotic cell; phosphatidylserine exposure on apoptotic cell surface; apoptotic process involved in development. The transcript has 5 exons.